This is a messenger RNA of Anthonomus grandis grandis, 858 nucleotides long. RefSeq names its product cold shock domain-containing protein CG9705. The coding region runs from base 130 to 474 and encodes 114 amino acids. The transcript has 3 exons. Gene Ontology annotation, molecular function: mRNA 3'-UTR binding. Gene Ontology annotation, cellular component: cytoplasm. Gene Ontology annotation, biological process: regulation of mRNA stability. The record is from RefSeq and is a predicted model, not a curated record. Lineage: Eukaryota; Metazoa; Arthropoda; Insecta; Coleoptera; Curculionidae.
AGUGACAGCUAUCACUGUCAAACCUGUUUACUUUUAACCAUUCGGCAUUUUCUUUCACCCACUUUUUAAGUAUUUUCCCGAAAAAAUCCGGUUUUUUUUUCACUGUCGUUCCUUGAAUCAACAAUAAAAAUGUCCGGCGAUAAUUUGAGCCAUUUAAUUCCAAGCCCAUUAAUUACCAAGAGGACCAGGACCGCCUCUACUUGUGAGAAAAUUGAGAAAAGCAAAAUUUUGUACGGUACCAUAAAGUCGUUUUGUAGGGAAAAAGGACAUGGGUUUAUCACAGCCGAAGAUGGUAGCGGUGAUAUUUUCGCCCAUAUAUCCGAUAUUGAGGACGAAUACGUCCCAUUACCAGGAGACAGGGUAAAGUACCAACUGUGUCCCAUUCCGCCGAAAUUCGAGAAAUAUCAGGCGGUUCACGUCCACAUCGUCAAUCUUAAGCCCGAAAUCCACAAAAAAUGGGAACAAGUGCAAUAACCUGGACCCCCAUUUGGCUUUUUAAUAACAUUAUUCAUGUUGGCAUUUUUUUAUAUCAUGGCAUUUAUGUAGUUUAGUGGGUAAUACAAUAUAGCAAUUUACGAGUACGGCAACUAAGAAGGGUCUAUUGUUGCGGUAUAUACUUUUUUUUUUUUAUUUAAACAGCUAUAAUUCAUAAUGCAUUUGUUAGGUGCAACUGCUCAUCAAUGUCUAAGACAAAUUAUUGUUUAUAUACUGUUUUGUGAAAAUUAUAAUUAUUUAGUCCAGUAAAAUAUUUUGACAUAUAUAUUUAUAUUAAGUAUAAGAAAUGAAUGUUAUAGUUCCACCUGUUAUUUUAAUUUUAUAUACCCAAUGUAAAGCAGAAAUAAAUAAAACAGAACAAGA